Molecule: messenger RNA, 662 nt
Organism: Struthio camelus australis
Lineage: Eukaryota; Metazoa; Chordata; Aves; Struthioniformes; Struthionidae
Source: RefSeq, a predicted model, not a curated record
GCAGCUUGCAGCAACCAUAAACUUCUUUUUGGUGCCCUGGAAAAGCUGCAGCACGCUGGUACUUGCUGGAGUCCUGCUCCUCCAGCUGAGAUUUCAGCGUGUGGUUUUAACCAAAUGUCACUCUCCUGUCUCCAGCUGCCUCCAGCCCUCCUGUCCGUCUCUCCUUAAUCCAUUCCCUGGUUGGGUGAAGUGUCACUGUGCAAAAGUUAGACGUCUGUGGCAAAAAAUUUUCUGUGCGCUUGCAUGUGAUGCCUGUUGUGCAAAGACGUCUCAUCUGUGGGCAUAUCUCCAUUGAUUUCCCAGGUCCCAUCAGCAGCAUCCUGGUGAACAAAUACGGCAGUCGGCCUAUCAUGAUUGCUGGUGGCUGCCUCUCGGGGUGCGGUUUGAUUGCAGCCUCUUUCUGCAACACUGUGGAGGAGCUCUACUUCUGUGUCGGUGUCGUAGGGGGCCUUGGACUUGCAUUUAACUUGAACCCAGCCUUAACUAUGAUUGGCAAGUACUUCUUCAAGAAACGUCCCCUGGCUAACGGACUAGCUAUGGCAGGUAGCCCUGUGUUCCUGUCAACCUUGUUUGUUCGGGGCCCGGCAGCCCCCGUCCCGCAUCAGGUUGCGCCGGCGGCUUUAGCUGAGGCGUUUGCUGGCCCCGGAGGGCAGGAGCGCUGA